AACGCGCCUCCCUUGGCCCGGGAGGGGGACUCGGGCUUUAUCUCGGGACCUAUAGUCUUCGAACCCCCCCCCCCCGCGCACCUUUGUCCUCAUGGGGAGCGAACUACAGUUCCCGCAGAGCCGAGGGGUCCGGCCGCUCUAAGGUCUCCGCCGCCCCUCCCCCGCCCGGCUUUGGCAGGGGCUUCUCCCAAGAUGGCGGCUCCCCCUCCUCCUGCUGCUGCUCCCCGGGGCGCCGGGGUCGGGGCCACCUCCCCGGGGGGCUCCCUGGGCUACUGCUUGGCCCAGCUGCAGAAGGGCGCCGAGCCGGGCCUCGGCCGGGCCCUGCUGGCCCUCAGGACGCAGCACAUCAAGGAGGCCGGGGGCAUCGCCCGCUUCCGGAGCCGAGGGGGCCUGGCGCCUCUCCUGGGGGUCCUGGCCGGCGCCCCUCGGCCGCGACGCACCCUGGACCUCGCCCUCAGCAUCCUGGGCAACUGCUGCACCGAGGGCGCCAGCCGCACCCAGGUGCGCGAGCUGGGCGGGAUCCCGCCCCUCGGUAAGUGGGGGGCCCCACUUAGGGGGAGGACUAGGUACCCCCUUGGGGGUAAGGGGGAGCUCGACGGGGCAGUCUUGGUCCCCCCGCAACAUUUUGGAGGGCGCCAGGUGGGAUCCUAAGACCCCCAAGUUAACCCUCCAGCCCCCCCCCCAUUGCCUGGGUGCCUGUGUUGCCAAGGCCCCCUUGAUUUGUCAAAGGUUGGGGUCCCGCCCCCGGAGUUUGUAAGGAUUAUUGGAUCCUCGCGUGGAAUAAUAGCUGCUUUGGCUCACUUUCCGGGCCUUUCUGCCUUCUCCGAUACCUUUACUUUGGGCUGUCAUGUGUGACACCCAUCUCGUUAAAUAAGAUGAUGUAGCUCGGAUUUCCUUAAGUUUUUGGUUUUUUAAAAAAAAUCUCGUGCUUAAAGGGCGUUAAGUGUUGGCAAGUGGAAAUCACAGUCGCAGAACUGUUGGAAGGGCCAGCCAGUCCAAGCCCCUGCAAGGCAGGAGUCACAGCUAAUGUUAGGCUGUGCCCAGUGGGGCUGGGGAGGGUUGAAGCCAUACGUGCAGUUCUAAGGGUGAUGAGCUGUCGCCCUUGGUUAACCUCUACGCCCGACUGAUGUUGGGUUUCAGAAUAGGACUCGGGAUACCAGGGUUCAAAUCCCUGCUCAGCCACAAAUCUCAUUGGAUGAACCGCCCUGAGAUCUGUGGGUGAAGGGUAUACAAACUGAAUACAUACAUAAAUAAAAUAACUUGGGCCUGUCACUCUCUGCCUCACAGGGUUGUUGUGAGGAUAAAAUGGGGUGGGGGGACAGCCGUGCAUGCCAUCUUCAGCUCCUUGGAAGGAAGGUGGGAUAUAAAUGUAAUAAGAAUAAAGGACAUUGGCCUGGAACAUGCGCACAUGUCUUGCCAUCCUGAGCUACUCAAGUUGGACUUGUGACCCUUUGAAUGCUGCGGUGGGAGGAGAUGCCUAAGCCUUUAAGGGAAGUUGCUUGAGGAUGCGCAGGGACUUGUAAUUUGCUUUUUGCAGCUGGCAGCGCCACCUGGCCGUUAAACGUGUAAAUGCCAAAGCCUCCGUCUUUCCAUCGAUGGAGGACGGUGCAAAACUGCUGUCUUAAACCAAUGCAAAUUUGUUUAAGUUCAGUGUUUUCCUUUUGAGCUUCUACCCCAUUUGGUUCCUUCAUAGGUUGUGGGGCUGUUUUAAGAUGAGUGAACACAUGCAAACUAGAAGUGGUUGGCUUUUUCCCUCUAGGAGAAGCUAGCAACGAUCCUGGGGAUUUGGGAUUAUAUUGAGGUUCCCCCUAGCAGUAGCAAGACCUCGUGCGUUUGUGCAUUUGGAAAUCAGUGUUUACACUGGUUGUCAAGAGAGACCAUACCUUUUUAUAAAUCUUUAGCACUCUACAAUGUAGAGUAAGCACUGCAGUAUAUAGAGUGCAGAAAUGUGAUAAUUCCUGGUUGAGGGCUUAAGGCCUGUAUUACAUGGAAGGAGUGGGGGUAGAAUCAUGCAGAAAAUGCUACCCUCUUUAAACAGCUGUUCUUACCCAACUUUAAAAAAAAAAAAGCAAAGAGAGCUAAAUCUGCUGGCCUUUAAAGUGCCGCAAGACUCUUGUUGCUUUUCACUGGAACAGACUACCACAGCUAUUCCCCUGAAAGUUGUUUGUGGUUUUACAGCUACAUUAUUCUCCAUCUCUCUUCCUUCCUGCUCCCCCCCCCCACUACAAUCUGUGGGUUUAUAGUUACUAUCCUGAGAUCGCUUGCUGCAGAAAGCAUCCAGAAUCGGACGGCACGAGCCCUCGGCAACUUGGCUGUAGACACAGAAAACUGCCAGGCCAUUCACGAAGCAGGUUGGAAGUGGGAUGGUGCACUGGGUAGGGAUGGAGGGCAGGUUUGCUCAUGAGGGGCUGGGUGGGGGUCCAGUCCAUAUGUUAUGACUUCCUGCCCCUUUUCAACAGGGGGAAGGGCAUCUCUUUCUGCCUACUUUCCCCCUCCAUAAUGAGGUGCUCCUCAUUUCCACAUGUUAGACUGACAUGAGUUUAUAUAAUUACUCAUUGCCUCCAUAUCUUAAUAACCGGAAGCUUCCUGGUGAAAACUAGCAUAGUGGGGGGGGGGGAGUGCUAAGAAUCUGAGCUGGAAUAGCCCAGUUUUAUCCCAGUUAUAGCCUCUCUUGGUGGCCCCAGGCAAACUUCUGCUCUCUCACUCUUGGCACCUGCUCUGCAAUACCAGGAUCAUGCUGGCCUACCUUACUGAGCUGUUGUAAAGAUUACUGAAAUAAUGUCUGUGAAGUACUCUGAGCGCUUGAAAUGCACUAUAUAAGCAUGAAGCUUUAUUCUCGUUAUUGAAAAUAUUUAGUCUUCAUGUAUUACAAAAUUCCCAGAUAGAAUGCACUGGGAUUCCAGAAUGAAUAGGGGAUCUGUGUGGAGCAUUUGGUCACUUCUGGAUAAACUACAAACAGCUUGUGUGUUAAAUUAGGUAACAUGUUAGCAGUUUUCUCUUUUAGCCUAGGUAAAAUUGGUGGGGGAACGUAUUUCGUGUUGGAGACUUGUUUUAAUUCUCUCUGUGUAUCUCUCUCCCCACCCUCAUUUAUCUGGGACAGAGGAGGGGUGGGAAUUUUGCCGUGAUUUGGGUGAAAUUUCCGCAUAACUUUGUGUUUGGAUUCAAGUGCAGACGUUCAUAUAAACUUCAAAAACUUAGAUGCAGAUGGAGGGGUUGCUUUGGAAUCUGUGGCAGCCCUCUCGGAAGAAAAGGAUGUGGCCACAGAACCCUUUUCUUCUUUCUCCCUUCUGCGGAGCUGGGGGUAAGGUGGACACCCAUCUCUGCUAAAACAUCACCCACGUGUUUUUCUAGUAGCCUGGAAGGGUGUGGCAAAUUUCCUUGAUAAAAUUGCCUGGGAAGUGGCUACUUCCCUUUAAGGUCCUCUGCAUCUGCUGCUCACAGCACCUUCAUUGCAGCAGCUGCUGAGAGUAGCAGAAAAAGAUGGGGGUGGUUGUGGAGAGAGAUGGUGCUGAGACUUGGCAGGCCAGUUGGAGGGGCUUGGACGUUUGCUAGCAAACCGUAGAGAAAUUGUAAUAUAUGAGACUCUAUAACUUGGCUUUCUUUUUCUUCCAUUCUCUCCCCCACCCCGCCACCCAAAAAAAUCUCCCAUUACAGGAGCAGUGCCCCCGCUGGUGCAGGUCCUCACCACCUCCCAGGACAGAGAGUGCUUGCAGAGUGUGAUCAGGGCAGUGCGCUACCUGGCUGACACGCCUGCGCAUCGCCUUGUGCUGGUCCAGCAGGGGGUGGUGCGCUCCAUUGCCGAGCGCUUGGCUUCCUCCUUGGAUGACGCCGCCCUUGUUGCAGCUGCCGUGCGCGCCCUCCUGGAGCUGACGAAGGGUUGCAGCCGCGACUGCGCGCAGCAGCUCAGCUUGGCGGGCGGCGUGGCAACCCUCAUGUCCUUGACUAGCCACGAGAAGCGGGCGGUGCGGGAGACUGCUCUGGUGGCCCUGUCCAACCUCUGUCUGCAGGGCAUGCUGAGGCCAGCUGUGGGCAAUGCUGGCGGAGUGGAGGUGCUGGUGGGGGAGAUCCGGCAACGCCAGAGGGCCGGGGCACCUGGCAUGGCCCUCCAUCCUCUGGUGAAAGCUUUGUGUCUGCUGUGCCGAGAGGCAAUCAAUAGAAGCCGGGUCCGAGAAGCCGGGGGGCUGGAGCUGCUGCUGUCCCUGCUGCGGGACCAGGGCCACAGCUCCUCCCACGAUCGUGUGGUGGUGGCCUUCGUGGCCUUUUUCUAUGAUGAGGAGGCCCUGGAGGUGCUGCAGGCUGGAGGGCUUGUGCCUUUGCUGGUUGGGAGGCUGGCAGCGCUGGGCCAAUGGAGAGGCCGGAAGGAAGAGGAGGAAGAGGAGGAGGACGACCUGGUAGAUGAGAGGGAUGCAGCUUCUUUUGACCUACCUGCAGAGGGGCGUCGUGGGGAGCAGGCCACGCCUGGAGCAGAGUCUUCCAGCUUUCAGAGCCUCAGGUAAAGAAUGUCUUGAGCUAGGGGAUUGUUUUAUGCAAGGGUUGAAAGAGGUGAUGUCCUUUCAAAAGAGGGUUUUUUAUGGUGAGCGAAGUAUAUACCCAGAACAUGCCAGUUCUGUACCAGCAAAGCAAAACAAACCCAAUUUGGAAUGUCUUGUGCAAAUUAGUCACAUCUAAAUGUGUAGCUUUUUCUAAAUUUUUACCCAGGCCGUGGAAGAUGGAAAGAAGCAAAGGUGUCAAGAUUGGGGGCUAGUGGACUGUUAGGGGUCAAAGGAGCUGGACAGGGAUGUUGCCCUACUCCAACCAUUUCCAGCUCUGUGGAAUCACUUUUAGCUUGUUUUCAAACUUUUCUUCGCUGGAAACACAGGUUGGAAAACUAAACAAUAGUUUUGCUUUUAAACGGGGCUAGAGUUUCUUAGGGUUCUGUGUCCUGUGCUUGCUUUGUUCCCCAGGAUUGUUGUUCUAUUGAGGGUGGCUGUGGUUGCUGCCACCAGAUGUUCUUUGCAUUUUGCUUCCAUGUCCUAUUGUGCCAUCGUUUGGCCGUGUGGUAGCAGUAGCGGGAGCCUGCAGUGUUCGAUUCCAGGCUCUGGCAAGCAUGUGCCACCGCACAGCUGUACGUGCAGAUGCUUGCAGUAUUUUGCAGCUGGCUGCCAAAAGCGGAGUCAUCCACACAACAACAGAUGCCUGUAGUCCGCUUGCUGUGGGCAAGAAGCUGAUACAUGCACUCUUCUCCAACACUUCGCACCCGCUAAUGGCUACCAACCACAUGCCACAUGGUCAUGUGAUUCCCUCCCCACUGCCCGCCCCAAACUCUACAAUCGCUUUUGUACUUCAUCCCUUAUAUCUGUGCAUUUCCUUCUAUCCACUCUGCAGAUCCUGGCUUCUUUCUGAAGGCUACAUUGCCAGCCCAGGAGACCUUUCUCCACAGUGGUCCCCCGACACCACCCUUUCUGAACUGGAUGUCCAAGGAUGUGUCAGCCCCAACCAAGAGCUGCAAGAUGAACCCCAUGGGCCCUGCCAUGCCGUAUCUGGAGUAAAAACCCAGUCCCGGGCCGAAUCCCCCGAUUUCUUAAACUCUCCAUUACUGGAUUUGCCCCUUGCAUGUCAGCCAAGUUCUACCGAGACCUUCAACCCAGCGGAGGGAGAUGGAGCAUAUCCACAGCAGAGCCUGUGCCCAGUGGCAUCACCUAUGUUCGACAAACCUGGAAGUCUCUGUUUGGAGGUGCCAGAUUCAGAGGAGAUCAAGGAGCUGGAAAUGGUUGAGAUAAGUAAGCAGCAGAAGGGGCUGCUGAUGAAAUCAGAAGAGGAAGAUCUAGCCAGUCCAAAGAAGGGACUCCCUGGACAGGAUGUAUUGAAGCUGCCCCGUUCAUUGUCCUCAGGGGCAGCCCCAAAUUCAUUGCUGACGAAUCCAUCGAAACCAGGUGAAGAUACGGAACAGUCGACCUGGGUUGCUUUGACAACGGACCAAAAUGAACCUGGGACCAGUAACUCGCACUUGGCUGCAAUGGCGUUGAUUCCGAGCAAGAGUGACCAAAGCCAACUGUCCCCCAGGUCCAUUGCCAAAUCGCCAGCCAGCGAGGAGGCCAGCUCCCCAAAGCUGAGCAUUCAGAGCCUCUCAAGUUCUCCCGAUGAGCACAGGACACCUACGUCCUGCUGGAAACGCCGUGCCAAGUUCCGGUCAACGUCUGAGCAGGCGCCACCUCCUCAAGCAUCACGUCCUGCUGGCGAGACUCCGUCCCCACUGCUCUCCCUAGCCCUGCCGCUCUCCCUCUCUCCACACGGGGGCGACAGAGAGCUCCAUGCCCCCGAGGCCCCCGUCCUGCUGCUCCUUUCCCGCUUUUCCCAGGCGGAGGAUCCCAGCCGCAGCUUGGUGACACCAGCCACCUUGCAAGGGCUGCUGCGCUACAUCACGAGAAGCCCCGUCCCCUCCUCUCGCUGCCUCCGGCUGUUGCAUCGCCUCACCUGCAACCCCACUUGUCUGGAGGCCUUUGUGCGUUCCUACGGCGCUUCGCUCAUCCAUGCCUGGCUGAUCCUUGGCGUGUCGCCUGAGCAGGUGGCGGCGGCUGUUACUGCCGAGGAAGAGGGGGAAGAGGCGGAGCCAAGAAGCCUGGAUGCCGGGGAGCACGACGCCAGGAGGUUCAAGGAACUUGGUGUGUGGAUUUUCUGUUAUCUCUGCAUUCCAGCGUAGCGGUUCUUAAACUUUCCCCCCACUAGUAAAUUUAAAAUUUCUGGAGAUCUCAAAAGGCCACUUAAUACCCCCCCUUUUUUUUUGGUCCUGUACAUCAAAUGCACAACUCUCACUACAGUUGGCAUUUGAUAGUGCCUUUCUAGUGCAAUGGAUGUGUUGGGAGCUUUUGAACAGAGUUCAGGGAAGUCUAGCUUGGCUCAUCAGAAAAAUAAACCAUAUAAUUGUAGAGUUUGAAGGGACCACAAGGGUCUUCUAGUCCAACCCCCUGCAGUGCAAGGAUCUUUUUGCUCAACAUGGGGCUCAAACCCACAACCCUGAGAGUCUCAUGCUCUACCAACUGAGCUAUCCCAGGGAUUGGGAGUUGAGGGCGAAGUAUUGAUAUUCCACAACCUUUCUGUGGAGCACCCAAAAGGAGACCACCAAAAAGGUGGUCUACUGAGGAUGAUUUGAGAACCUCUGUUCUAGGAUAUUGGAAUUCAAGCCUGCAUAGUUUAUUUUUUUGAGUUCCUCAUAUUAAAGAGGGCUUCUGAACCGGGUAUUCUCAUGUUGAAGAUGCUGUGGUGUCUCACUUUAGUGGGUCUUUGGCUCAUUGGAAAGCCAGUUGGUUUGUUGGGAUACUGUGGUUCCUAGUCUGUCUUUGCCACAGGCCAUGCUGUUAGCUGAUGCUCAGCAGGCCUUUGCCUCUGAAGUGGUUUUCAGUGCUGGAACGUGUAAAGCGACCCUAAGGAGAGCCCUUAUGGUAGUGUAUGAAACCACUUUUCCCCUCACCGCUGCGUAAUUGAAGUCCCCUCCACCUCACCCCAGCUGACGUAGGCUGGGGUUGAGGCUUCAGAUCAGAGAGAGACUUUUUGCUUCCCACAUGUUUUGCAGACAUAAAAUGGAGCAUGAAAUAAAUUGUGGGGGGACUGCAGCUCUUGUGAUACAGAAAAGGCUGACUGGGCAGUUGGGGGCAGGGCAGAUGCCAAAAAGUGGGCUGGCUCCCUUCAGAGUUGAUGCAGAUGCCGCGUCAAACGGAGGCACUGUUUGUUGAACGCAUUUCUGACCCAUUCUUCCCCUUCCCACCAGGAGAGACGCUGCUGAUGAACCUUUGUGUGCAGGCGGAGUCCCCUUAUGGAGUGGGUGUUCUCACCCACAUGCUGCUGUCGGGCUCCGAAGCCGAUCAGGUGGCCUGUGCGCUCGCCCUUCCGCUUAUCUGCAGGUAGGUCUGACAUUGCUCUGUCAAACUGGUAUGAAGAGAAGGGGAUAAAAAGGAUUUACUUCCUCACGUGGUUGCAGUUUCCUCAUGUGGCUACCAAAAUGGUGGCGGCCAUCUUGAAUGGGGAGCAGCCACCGGGCUGGGACAGAGUGACCUCAGGGUUUUAUUUAGCCCCAGAUUCAGAAAUUUGGGGGUAUGGACAGUGAAACUAUGAAAAAAAAAGUAUAUUACUCCUCACCACAUGAACCACAAGGCACUCAAAAGAGUGUAUGAGAGAUUUAUUUUUGGAAGAAGCGAAAAGUGUGGAGACUGAGGAAAGAGGAAAGUGUGUGCUAAUGUUGGGGGUCUGAUAUUUUACAAUUCUCAUUUUUCAGCUAAUAGAAGGGGAGAGUUGGGAUCUAACGAAAGGUACUGAGGAUGCAAAGCGGUUUUCUCUUUGUCUCCCAUAGGAAGGAUUCCCUUUGCCGGAAACUUCUGCUGGACCACUCUGGCCUGCGUCUCCUGUUAGGUGCCCUGGUGCGGGACCCCGAUCCCUGCCUUGUUUUCUACGCCUUGGAUGCCCUCUCCCUCCUCCUGGGCUCCCAAGCCACAAGUCUUCCCUCGCCGUCCCCUCCUGCCUCCAAGAGGCCGCGCCUGGACUCCCCGCCCCCUUGCUCUUAUUGCCGCUUCAUGGACGAAGGCAAGGCCGACUUGUAUUUCCAGCUGGACUCUGGCACCCGGGUGCCCGCCGUGCGCCAGGUCAUCAGCGAAGCCUCCGAGGUCUUCUGUGCCAUGCUGAGCACAGGGUUUGCAGAGUCGUGCCACACCACCGUGAGGCUGGGCGGUGUGUCUCCCGAGCCCUUCCUGGCUCUCGCACACUUCCUCCAUGGCUGCCGCGGCAAACCCUGCUCGGUGCUGGGGGUUUCGGUCCCCUUCGCUUUAGCCGAAGAAAUCCUCACGGUUGCAGAGCAGUAUCUCCUCCCCGAGCUCCAGUCCCUGGUUGAUGACGCCGUGUGCCGGGACUUCCUGCGCCCCGAGACUCUAGGCCAGGUGUAUUGCUUGGCUGAACGGCAGAACCGGCCCCGCUUGCUUCAGAAAUGUGCUGCUUACACUCUCCAGGACGUGGCAAGGCCCACCCGCCAAGCCGCGGUGUUGGCCAAGCUUCUCCAGUCUGUUGGGAAUCCCAGCAGGUUGGCUGAGGAGCUGCUCAGGGUAGUGAUGGAGUCCCCGUGGGGUUCUGGUGCUGAGGUCCAGCUGGGCUGAAGGAUUUACAGCUCUGUCUCCUCCUGCCCUGUUCCACCCCCCUUUUCUCUCUCACGCACACAUGCACACACAUAACCGAAAUAUUGGCUUUAUAGUGGAAACCCAAGUAUGAUGACAGAAGGAGUGCUAGGAGAAUAAAUAGGGUGAGACUCAAAAGAAUGGCCUCACAGCAGUCAAAGGGUCAACUUCUGGAGUGGGGAAGCGUGUGGGGCAGUGAUGUGGCAGUGAGCGCCCCACUUGACAGAGUGGUUGUGUGCGUAAGGUUGGUGGAGGUGACUGCAUGAGGGUGGAAAAGAAUGGAGGGAGGGAGGAAGAGGGCCAGGGGAACGCUGCCACCCAAAAGGCAUGGGGGAGGUUUUAAAUCAGAUGUGGGGAACUUUUGGCCCUCCAGAUGUUGCUGAACUACAACUCCCAUCAUCCUUGGCCGCUGACCACUCUUGCUGAGGGAUGGUGGGCAUUGUAGUUUAGUGACAGGAGUGCCAGAGGUUCUCCACACCUGAUUAAGAUGAAAGGUGGAGGAACCAGGUGUCAGUUUCCGCUUGGACGCAACAAUAGCCCCUUUUGAGGAGGGUUUCUGUCAAGAGCACUUAAAAAACAAAGAACGGCCAGCCUCAAUGUGAUCUUGGGCAUGGCAGUAUGUUCAAAGUGGGCAGGAUCCCUUUCUGAUAGCGUAUCAGGAAGGAACCCCAGAUUGAAAAAUACAACAUUUCUGAGAGUGCCGUUCUGAUGGCAGCUGCUCCUGGGAUUGAUCCUAGUCUUGGGAGGAAAUGUUAAAAGGGCAUGAAUGUAUAACUGAAGAAAGAUGAGCCAUCUCACAGAGAUGGGGGGGGGGCAGCAAAAGAACUGAUGCCACCAAGUAGUGGAAGGAAUUUGCAGGAUAUCAAGGUGCUUCUCUCCAGGACACGUGGAAGCACUGAGAGGAGUCUGGCCCAUUUGUAUAGAUGGAACUAUAUUGCAUAUAAGCUAUUGUACAUAGAGAAAUACAGACAUCAAAGAGGUACUCGGAGCG
Molecule: messenger RNA, 10125 nt
Organism: Podarcis lilfordi (Lilford's wall lizard)
Lineage: Eukaryota; Metazoa; Chordata; Lepidosauria; Squamata; Lacertidae
Source: the annotation of a GenBank genome assembly